Molecule: messenger RNA, 570 nt
Organism: Aplosporella prunicola CBS 121167
Lineage: Eukaryota; Fungi; Ascomycota; Dothideomycetes; Botryosphaeriales; Aplosporellaceae
Exons: 2
Coding region: 1-570 (189 amino acids)
Source: RefSeq, a predicted model, not a curated record
AUGCGUUCCUUCACCGCCAUCAUCUUCGCCGGCCUUGCCGCCCUUGCCGCUGCGGCUGAGAACCCCUUCGUCGUUCCCACCACUGGCUUCCAGCCCGUUGCCGGUCAGCCUAUCAACAUCGAGUGGAAGCCCACUGCCGGUAAGACGGUGACGCUGGUGCUUCGCUCUGGUUCCAGCACGAACUUGCGUGAGGGUACGCCCAUCGUCGAGAAGACUGCCAACAACGGCAACUUCACCUGGAACGUCGACAAGAACACGGUGCGCGGUGCCGACUACACCAUCGAGAUCAUCAACGACGACGACACCUCCGAGACCAACUACUUCCCGUACUUUGUGCUCGACAGCACCGUCGUCGUCGCCAGCACCACCACCUCCCUCUACACCUACGGCGCUCCCACCGGCACUUCUUACGGCAACAUCCAGAAGACCAAGGUCACUGCCACCGCUGCUGCCAUGUCGGCGUCGUCCACGGCGGACGCUAGCGCCGACGCCUCGGGCGCUGACGCCGUCUACCUCUCCGGUGGUCUGGCCGCCGCCUUCGCUGCCGCUGCGGCCAUGAUCGCUCUGUAA